CCGUCGGCAUCUUCCAACCCCCAUCCCAAGCGCUGUUAGAAUUUCCACCUCCUCUGCGGGUCAGAGCGAUAUGACUAUUAUUUAUAAGAUACAAGUUACGCCCUUUUUCUAGCCUGGUUUUAUAGAUCGCACUCCACCUCUUCCAAUCUACCGCUCGAAGCCUUCUCGACCCGCCCUUUCGCCGCCAAAGGGCUCUGACGAGAAGGCCAUAACCCACCUCUCCUUCCUCCCAGAAACCCUAAUUAAGGUUUUCUCGGCCUCUCCAACGAUGCCGUCGCCCUUGUCUUGCGCCAGGCUGACGGCUUGGACAGUCGCUGCUGUCGCGCUUCAGAUCCUCGGUCUCUCGCUAUUUGUGUUCGGAUUCUUUCCCGUUAAACCCACUCUCCGCGGAUUUAGUGGUCUGGAGAGUUAUCGAAUGCCAACUUGUAAUUCCACUUCGGAUGGUAAAGAGACGGAACUUCCCCCGGAUCAGCUUAGAUCGUUGUAUAAGGAAAUAUCUAAAAUACCUCCAUCAUAUGAUCGAUUGAUAUUGAUGGUCAUUGAUGGACUACCUGCUGAAUUUGUAUUGGGAAGAGAUGAGAAGCCACCAAAUAAGGCUAUGAUAGAGGCAAUGCCAUAUAUGCAAUCUUUAUUGACCAAUGGAAAGGCAACAGCUUAUCAUGCAAAAGCUGCACCUCCUACAGUUACCAUGCCUAGGUUAAAGGCAAUGGUUUCUGGUGCAAUUGGAGGUUUCUUGGACGUGGCACUCAAUUUUAACACUCAAGCUUUUUUAGAUGACAAUCUUCUUGAUCAGUUCUAUCGCAUUGGUUGGAAAUUGGUGAUGCUUGGUGAUGAGACUUGGAUCAAACUGUUCCCUAAAUUAUUUACUAGACAAGAUGGAGUGAGCAGUUUUUAUGUGAAAGAUACAGUUGGAGUUGAUCUUAAUGUUUCUCGUCAUCUAGAUGUCGAACUUGCUGCCGAAGAUUGGGACUUUCUGAUUCUUCAUUAUCUAGGCUUGGAUCAUGUUGGUCAUAUCGGUGGACGUCAAAGUAUAUUGAUGGCCCCAAAGCUGAAGGAGAUGGAUGAGGUUAUUAAGAUGAUUCACGUGCGCAAUAUUCUGUAUCAAGGCAAUGCUACUAGUCGCACUCUUUUGGUGGUAGUUAGCGACCAUGGAAUGACUGAUGGAGGGAAUCAUGGAGGAUCCUCGUAUGAAGAAACUGACUCGUUGCUUCUUUUUAUUGGCCUAGGGUCUAAAGGCUCAAAUUAUUCUCCCUAUGCCCAUAAAGCUUUCCAAGUAGAUAUUGCACCAACUUUAGCUCUUCUAUUUGGAGUUCCAAUUCCAAAGAACAACAUAGGAGUUAUGCUGCCGAAGAUGCUUGAUUCUUUGACAGAUGAGCAAAAGUUACGAGCAUUAGAGUUGAAUGCGUGGCAGUUAUUAAGAUUAUUGCAAGCACAUUUACCCGGUUUACUAUGUGGAGAUUUGCGUUGUGGUGGUGAUGGACAAAGUUUGCAAAUUAAUGGAUCUACAGGCAGGAUUAAGGAAAAGUUCUGUCAUUUAUUUUCAAAAGCAACAGCUGCUCAUAAUAUGUGGCAACUUCGUCAGGGUUCCAGCUUCACAUCUAAUACUGAUGACCUAAGGAUCGCUGUUGAAUCUUAUUAUGAUUUUCUAAGAAGUGCCAGUGAAUGGUUGUCUCGUAGAGCCACUGAUAAACCCAUCAACUUGCUUCUGUCAGGAAUUGCCAUUAUGCUCAUAUCAUGUUUUCUUCUGCUGAUUCUUCUAUUUUUCUUGUUAAGAGAAGUUUAUUUUACCCAAACAGAAUCCUGUUCUCAACUGAAAGAGUCUAGACGAAGCUGCCAUAUUGAUGAAAUUUUUGUUUUUAUUGGGAUCAUAAUCCAUGUUCUCAGUUUCACUUCAAGCUCCAUGGUGGAAGAAGAGCAAUAUACAUGGCAUUUUUUGACAUCCACACUGCAUUUGUUGUUUCUCUUUUCGGCAAUCCAAUUGCUUUUCAAAAGACAAGCAUCAAAGAGAAGAGAGGAAGAGCUUACUCCCCAUCAAUCAUGCAUUAGUGUUGCAAGCAGUAUUCCCAUGAUUAACAAUGAAAAUUAUAAGAUAUCCUCUGUUCUUGUUGUUCUCUUUUGUGCGAGGGUUCUAAGAGGCUGGCAUCAAGGUGGAGUGAACUGGGUUCAUCUUCCUGAUGUGUCAAAGUUGCUUGUCCAAGCUGGUUCUUUUAUUAUAAAGGUUCUUCAUAUAAUCUCACUACUUAUUGUCAUGAUGCCGAGUUUAUUUGCCCUUAGCAUAGUAAGAUUGAAGAGAGGCUUCGUUUUUUUAGUUAGUUUGAGCCAUUUUGUGUCUGGAUUCCUGGUCUUGCUGCAUAUCAUAGAAAAUCAAAGCGAUAAUAUGGUGCCAAUCAAUCAAAGUGCUGCCUCAAUAGCUCAGAUCUUUUAUAUCAACAUUGGGAGUACGGUGAUGUUGACUGUAUUAGCAUCACCAUGGGUUGUACCUAUUCCUUGUCAGGAAACCCACAUGAUGACACAAACUAGCUUGAACUGCCAUUCCACCAAUAUGAGAAGUGAUUCUCUCCUGCUGGGUUUUCAAGAUUGUACAUACAUGAUUGGCACAACAUAUGUUGCCUCUUGGUGCCUUCUGCAACUUCUUCUGCAGCAGCCAAUAAAUGCUAUACCUGUUUUACUGAUUUUCUUGCAAUUAUUAGCCUGCAUGAUCUAUUUUUCAAUUGACGGAUCACAUCAUAAGCAGUGCGUUGAGGUUGCUUCCAUCUAUUUCUUAGGAAUGGCAGGUCAUUUUGGUCUUGGGAACAGCAACAGCUUGGCUACAAUUGAUGUUGCUGGAGCAUUUAUAGGUAUCUCAAGUUACUCAACAGUGCUUUCUGGAAUUUUAAUGUUCAUGAUUACCUAUGCAUCACCAAUGUUAUCAUUUCUCAGCAUGGUGAUGUAUAUAUCUAUGAAAAAUACGAGAUAUUUCUCACUUCCAAAUAAAUCGAAGUGGAGCUGUAUGCUUGAAAUGAAGCUUGCAUUUCCAUGUUUGCUUCCCCUGGUCCUUAACUCAGUUGUGUUGACUGCGUUCACCAUUAUAUUGCUGCUCAUGAGGAACCAUUUGUUUGUUUGGAGUGUUUUUUCACCAAAUAAAAUGGUGACAGGUACCUGUACAUUUGUGCUGCUACUGUGUGUGUCUACAUUGGAGUAUUCAUAAUAGCUACAACAGGAUUUUACACUUCCAUUGUGUUAUCUUUUAGAACAAAAAGGCUCAAGCCAGAGGUUCACAAUUUUUUAUUCAAAUUUCAAUGAGGGCAAGCCUGGUGUAUCCAUCUUCUUAGCAAGGAGUAUCCCAAAAUUAAAUUCAAGAGAAAAGAGCAAUUUUUUUUGUCAUACCACAAAGAACAACAUAUAGAUGAAGUUUUCUGCUGAAGCUUCUUUCUGAAAUACAGGUUCUACUUCCAAAAACUUGGUAUCUAUUUUUUUCCUUCCUUUCUUUUCCUUGAGAAAGUAGCCACUGGUUCAAUUUUUUGCGCAUACUCAAGAUGUCUGCAUGCUUAGUUUUGAUGCUUCAUAUUAUACACUCGAUGAUCAGAUCAGAUGUGAUGGUAGAGAUGCCAUCACUCAGAAAGUUAUCAUAUUGUUAAAUGGGACAAAUAAUGAUACAAUAUAAUCAGUUGGUGGUGAUACUUUUUUGUAAUUUUUGGUGCUUGUAAGAGUCGAGAUUUAGAAGAUGCAUGCCCCUUAAAUGCUAUGAGCCUGAUGCAGUCAUUUUUGCCAUUCUGUUACUUUUCAGAUUAGCUGAUCAUCAUUGAAGAGUUGGACCAUUUUAUUCCAGUGCUUGCAACUGCAUAUUCUUCAGAGAUUUAAAAUACAGAUUGACAUUGGUAAACAAUCGGGAUGAGUUUCAUCAAAAAAACAAGGAACUUGUCAAUUGUUAAAAAAACGUUUUGGCCUUCCUUUGUCGACAAUUGUUCUGGACCAUCAAAAUAUUUGAGGAACAAACCCUACCAUAUUGCGUACCAUCCAAUACCAAGGUACAUGUCAUGGUAUGUACCAUGCUAUACCACCGUAUGCCAAGGUACAUUUCAUGGUACAUAUGGUGCUGUACUGCCUUAAAUUAGCAAACCAUGAGCAGAUAUGAGAUCAUAACAUGGUGCAUACCAUUCCAAUACAUGGCUGGUAUGACAUCAUUGCUUAACUUCAAAACAACGGAGGGCCCCUAUAAUUUAUCUAGAAUGCUAUCUUUCAUGAACUUCUCUUGGAACCUUUAGGUAUCCUUUGAUUUCUUAUGCUUAUUGGAAUGUUCUUUUGCAGAUAGUGAGAUGUAUAUGCUAGCUUUGUAGAAAUAUCAAUUGGUGCAUUACAUCUUGCUCUGUUAAAUCAAGAUCAUAAAAGGGAAGAAAAGGUAUCCCUUUAUGUUGUCUGAGUGGAGGCAAGUCUUGGAAGUGUAAUGUAGCACGAAUCAGAGGGUCUUCCAGAUCAAACAGGUGAAAGGUGCUAUAAAUAAUAAAAAAAAUGAAGAGGAAGAGGAAGAUGAUGAAGAAGAUAUUAGCUUCUGUAAGCCAUAACUUUUCUCAUAAAUAUUGGAUGUUGCUGAACUCGGAAUCAUUGGGAUGAACUUUCAGAGAUCUGCACGUGACAAUAGCAACUUGUGUCUAGUCCUACGUUUUCAAGGUCAAAAAUUGACUUCAAAGUUUUAGUUGCAGUUCAUUGAUGAAUAUAUUCUUUUUUUGGUACUAUUAGCAGAAUGCCUUUGGAACUAGUCUAGGUAUUAAAAAUUUUCUAGGGUUAGUGUUGUUGGGGAUUGAUAUAAAUAGCUAGCAUGACUAUAACUAGAUUAUUUUGUGACAUUAGUAUCAUAUAUUGAUCUUUUCCUGGUGUGAAUUCCAUGGUUCUUUUAGUGUUCA
Phoenix dactylifera (date palm) is the source of this 4880-nucleotide messenger RNA. The record is from RefSeq and is a predicted model, not a curated record. Lineage: Eukaryota; Viridiplantae; Streptophyta; Magnoliopsida; Arecales; Arecaceae.